AGGAGUCCUUGAAAGCACCAUGACAGGCUGUGGGUUGACUGGAGCCCUGGGCGGCCUCGGCUUUACUUCCUGCCUGCCAUAACUUUCCUGUACACAACACAGCAGGACAGCAUUCGUACUAGCGUUCCGUUGCACCUGAUGAACACAAAACUGCCUGGGACUGAUCAUGACACAGCAGGAGCAGCAGGAGUUCACGGAGAGCCUGGAGGCAGCCCUCUCCUGGAUGAAGGCCAUCCAGGAGAGGCUGAAGGCCAACGACAACACCCAGGGGCCCCGAGAUGCCCUGGAGGCCCGACUCAGGGAGACAGAGAAAAUCCAUCAAUCGGAGCAUGAAGGUCGUGUGAAGAUGGACAUGGCGCUGGUGGCAGCCAACAGCCUUUUGCAGAGUGAAGAUGAAGAGCUGAGGAACCACACCCACGCUAAGCUCAAAGAUCUGAAAAGCCUGUGGGAAGAGACCUGCACCUACAUCAUCCAUUGUCACAGUCGGAUUGAGUGGGUGUGGCUCCACUGGAGCGAGUACCUGAAGGCUUAUGAAGAGUUUGAGUUGUGGCUGACGAAGCAGCAGCGCAGCUUGGACGUCACGGUGGAGCUUCAACUGGGGGUGAAGGAGAAGCUUUGGCAGGUGGACCAGCAGAGGGUGGUGGUGAGCGACAUCCACGGCCAGGCAGUGCUGUUGGAGAGGCUGCUGGACGAGGCUGCAGCGCUGCACAACAGAACCCAGGACCCUAGUGUGGAGCCCCAGGCCCAGGAGAGGCUGCAGGAGGCCUACAAUGAUGUCAGGGACAGAGCUGAGGAGCGUCUGUCGCUGCUUCAGAAGAUCGCUGAGGAGCACCAGACGUACCAAGGCUGUGUUCAGAGGUUCCAGUCCUGGCUGCUGUCAAAAACCAAGGAGCUAACUGAUCUGAUGGAGAGGGAAGAUACAGCUGAGAACAAGCUCAAAGUCUUACAAGCUCUGGACGACAGCGUGGCCGGUGAGGAGAUGACCCUUCAGCACAUUGAGGGUCUGGCGGAGGCAGUUAGGGGAUGCACCUCUCCUGCGGGGGCGGAGGUGGUGGUGGAGGAAGCUGAGGAGCUGAGGCUGGGCUGGCAGAGGCUGAGGCAGGGCCUGUGUGAGGCUGAGGAGGGCCUGCGCUCCAGACUGGACUCACACACUCAGUAUGUGGCCAGGUGCCAGCGGCUGGGAGAAGACAUCGGCCGCCUCAGGGUGCUGUUGCAACGGCUCGACCAUGAGCUGGUGGAGGGCCGCGAGCCCGGGGACUGCAGUGACCACACUGAGGAGCAGAUAGUGGGCCAGUGGAGGAAAUACACGGGUGUCAGGAAUACACUGGCAGGGGAGGAAUCCCAAGUGGAACUUCUUAAAUCUCAGCUCAAGGAGCUCUUCAGGUUCUCAGUGGACUCACGCCACCUUUCUGAUGACGUCCUGGCUGUUGUCAAAGAGCAUCAGAGUGUGAAAUCCAGAGCGACCAGGCUGUGUUCAGAGUCAGAGUCAGGGCUGAGAAGCAUCCUCCAGGACCCACUACUUGGUUACGCCCACUGGAGCCACAUGGUGUCUCAGGUGUUGGAGGCCUCUGCUGAGGUCACUGACUUCUCUCACAUUGCCAUGUUGGUCCAGAACAUAGAGCGUUUGCUGAAGGACAGUGUCCAGCUGCAGGAGCGUCUCAGUCUGCUGCAGGUGAAGGGAGAUUUGUUGGACUCUGUGUUUGGUCCUGAGAGGUCUGACGGUCUGCAGGGUGAGCUGACUGCCGCCAUCAAGAACAGAGAGCUGCUGCACACUCAGCUGCUGCAGAGGAAGAGCAGACUACAGGGCUUAAUCUCAAGAACCAAGGACUUUGGUGACACCUACGAGUUGAUUCGUUCUAAACUGGCCCGUCUCCGAGACCGACUGGUGGCAGCGGAUGGCCUCCAGCCUGACAUCCUGGCCAAAAAAAGUCAGUCGGACCAGUUCAGGGUGAUCCAGAAGGACUUGGAUGAAUGUGAGGCCCACAUCAUAGCACUGGAGACUCUAGUCUCCUCAAGUCAGAGCAACAGGACUCAGUUUGAGAGGCUCUAUGCUGACUGGAAACAUCUGCACAACGCCGUCAGGGUAAAGGUGCAUGAGAGUGAGGAGAGCAUCACAGAUCAUGAGAGCUUCCACGAGAGCCUGCUGAACUUAGAGAAGUGGCUGAUGAUCAUGAAGCAGAAGCUGGAGUCCUUUCACAGCCCCUCAGGAGAGUGGAGCAUAGAGGGCCGUCAACAUGAAGCUGAGAGAGCACUGGGAGAGUUUCCAGAGAAGGAGCUUCAGCUGCAGCAGAUGGAGGUCCAGGGUGAGGGCGUUUUGGAGAGGACUUCAGAGGAAGGACAGAUCCACAUUCUGCGUGACAUGAAGCGACUACGAGAGUCCUGGCUGGCCCUCUACAACAAGAGUCUCAAUCUUCACAGGCUGCUGAACAGCUCCAUAGAGCAGACAGACUCUGACUUACGGAGGGUUGGAGGCCCACCUGUAGAGAGCAUAUCUGCUACAGCAGAGCUCAUUUUAGGGGAGGACAGGAACAGGAAGCUCCAGGAACCAGAGAGACCAACAACAAGACCAGCCAGCAGAGGUGUAUGGAGCCUUGGCUAGCUCUGGACCGGAUGGGGAGGAAGCCUGGAGGGAGCAGGGUUGAUGGCAGGGCAGGGUGGGUGGAUUGAAGGCCAUGCUGAAGGUCACCUCAGACUGACUGGACAAGACAAUGAGCAUCUCAGUGCAUCAAUGGCAGACAAGGACAGUGGGCACUCCUUUAAAGGAGAUGAAGUAGAUUCCUCUGCCUGGAGCAUUCGCAGCAGAGCAAGCCACGGUGUUUCUAAAGACAGCGAUGGAGGCCCUGACGGUGAUAAAUCAACGGGGGGAGACAGCAGCAUCUUGGUCAGAGACAGAGGAGUGGCAGCAUUAACCGCUAAGGUCAGCUCUGGUAAUGGAGCAAGAGGAAGUUCUGGAGAAGGCAGUGUGGAGGCAGGGGACGGUCUGAGCCCAGGAGGAGGAGCGUUCGUGCUGUUCAGAAGGGAUACAGCCAGGCAGCCAUCAACAGCUCAACACACAAUGGGAAGCACAGGACACUACAAAUCCAGGAGGAGGGAGUUUGAAGCCUGGCUGUGCAAAGAGAAUGAACUCCUCUCAGGGAUCCUCAGCACUAAGGGAGCAACACUCAGUGCCAAAGAACUCAAGACCCAACAGGACACGCUCAAAGCUCUGAGGGCAGCAGUGCCGUGGGGUCAGGAGCAGUUCCAGGUUGCUCCGAGGAGAGUCAGUGCACAGACGCCAGUUCUGGGCCAGGUAGAGGAUGUGGAUCUGGAGGAACUCCGCUACCACUGGAUGCUUUACAAGUCCAAACUGAAGGAUGUGGCAGUUGUCAGGGCCAGAAGUGGCACUAAGAGAGUCCAAGUCAAACAUGAGGAGCCGGGUAUCGCAGCACAAGCACAGGAAGGUAACACCAAACUAUUCCACAGUCACACAAACAGAAAAUGUAGAAACAGUAACACUGGCAGCAGUAUGAUGCUCCUUUCCAGCAGCUCAGUCUUUCACACUGUUUUUGGAUGCUUCGGCCUACAUUACAUACUGUACGUGUGUGUGCCUUCCACUAACCCUGUGUUGCUGCUGCCGUCGCAGAAGCCUGGGUUGAUGCAGCGGGUGUGUCGGCUGGCUCUUCCUCUGUGGCUCCUCCUCCUGGCUCUGCUGCUCCUGGCGUUCCUGCUGCCCCUCAUGGACGAAGGCAACAGCUGCUCCCUCUCCAACAACUUUGCCCGAUCCUUCAACAUCAUGCUCCGCUAUGACGGACCUCCACCCACAUAAGAAUUCUCCUCUGACAGCGCAAGAUACAGUAAACGUCUGAUCUCACUCCUCUUGUGGACCAUGGCUAAUGUAGGAAAUGCUAACUGUACUACUUGAGAUCCCACACUCCCCUGCCCUUUGAUCAUCAUGCAUGACUAACAGACCACAAACACAACCACACAACCUUUAGUUCAAUCUAAAGGCUGUGCAGCUUCAAACCCUGUAUUCCUGCGCAACAGAUCUUGUACUCACUUUAAAUACUAUUCUAACUACUACUCUAAAACUACUCAUCUCAGUAACCUAAUAGCUUUACUAAUACCAGUGAAUCAGUGACAUAUAUCUUCCUUCAAAUCUAUAAUCUACUUACGUGGGAAACCACAGCCAAUAGUAGCAUGCACAUCUUCAAACAUCACACCUAGCUGUCCGUGCACAUUCUUGUCUGUGUUGUCAAAAUCAGUUCCAUUGGACUUAUCUGCAUGUCAGACCACCACAAGGGAACAACAUGAUUGCAAUUGGACUACAGAUCCCAUGCUCAUUUUAAUUUGAAUUUCCAAAUACUAUAUCGUCAGCUUAAGUUCUGUUAAUCUGAAAUUAAAAUAACUUUAAAAAUCACCAGUAGACUCGAAAUCCCACAACCAGCACCAACUAGGCAGAAGCUUGUUACUGAUUUAAAAAAGUCCCAUGCCUCUCAUCAUAAAGAUAUUUUUCAGAAUUUUACUGAAAUGCAUUUCAUGUUAUAACUUGUUCUUACCACAUACCAAAUGACUCAGUUUUAACUAGACACUAUUUUGAUUAUGGCUUCUUUUGAGACUGUCUCAUUGUUACAUAGAAUCAAAUCUCACAAUUAAAGUCUUAUAAUGACACACCAACUUCUCACUGGACAAGAAACCUUUCUCAUUAUAAUAAGAUAGUUGGUAUUUUGUGAAAGCAUAAAACAUCUAUAUGUUGUUGAAACAGGAGAAAGAUCCAAUCAGUGCAGUGAGAAAAUUGACUGACUGGUUUAUACGAUUUGAUUUAGUUUGAGAGACACGAGAAGUAUGAUUCACCCAGGUUUCUUGAUAUCAGAGCCAGCCUGCUUAUCAUGUUAUGAUGGGAAACCUGUGUUGCUUUGUGAUAUUUAAAUGGAAAUAAUUUGAGAUUGGUCAUUAUAACACAAACAUCUUGUUAUAACAUGAAAUAUUAUAAUGGAAACUUAGCAGAUUAUUUUUAUGGUAGCAGCAGUUGGUCUGCUGCCUUACACUUCAGCUCUUCACAGUUCAGUACAUUUCUUCUGACUGCCAGAAUCAGUCUCAAGUUUCAUUUGGCACAGGACUAAA
Messenger RNA from Lates calcarifer (barramundi perch), 5100 nucleotides. RefSeq names its product spectrin repeat containing, nuclear envelope family member 3 (gene syne3). The record is from RefSeq and is a predicted model, not a curated record. NCBI's taxonomy places the organism in Eukaryota, Metazoa, Chordata, Actinopteri, Centropomidae. Gene Ontology annotation, cellular component: meiotic nuclear membrane microtubule tethering complex; nuclear outer membrane; cytoplasm. Gene Ontology annotation, biological process: nuclear migration. Gene Ontology annotation, molecular function: actin filament binding.